UAUACAUGUAAGUAAAGGUGCCGGGUGCCGCAUCCUGCUGACAAAUGUCGUAAUUGUGCACAUGCGCAUGAGCGGUGGGCGGAGUUUCCAGUCGGUCAGGAAGAGGAGAAAGGCGGACACAGAAACAUCAAGCGAUGGCUGCUAUCAGGAAGAAGUUGGUGAUAGUUGGGGAUGGUGCGUGUGGGAAGACCUGUCUGCUCAUCGUCUUCAGUAAGGACCAGUUCCCAGAGGUCUAUGUCCCCACUGUGUUUGAGAACUAUGUGGCAGACAUUGAAGUGGAUGGGAAACAGGUAGAGCUAGCACUUUGGGAUACAGCAGGUCAAGAAGACUAUGACAGACUGAGGCCUCUCUCCUACCCCGACACAGAUGUUAUCCUGAUGUGCUUCUCUGUAGACAGCCCUGACAGUUUAGAGAAUAUACCCGAAAAGUGGACACCUGAAGUGAAACACUUCUGUCCGAAUGUUCCCAUCAUCCUGGUGGGCAAUAAAAAAGAUCUGCGCAAUGAUGAGCACACCAGACGAGAGCUUGCCAAAAUGAAACAGGAGCCAGUUAAAGGUGAAGACGGCAAGGAGAUGGCUAACCGCAUCAGUGCCUACGGCUACCAAGAGUGUUCUGCCAAAACCAAAGAUGGUGUGAGGGAAGUCUUUGAGAUGGCAACUAGGGCAGCGCUGCAGGCCAAGAAACGUAGCAAGAAGUCCACCUGCCUUCUGUUAUAGGCUCUGGGAGAAGAGGGAACUGCCAUCAAGCCCAGAUGGAGAAGGCAGCUUCCAUUGAGAUUUGAUAAAGGGGAGAAUAUUGGGGAGGGCCUUGAAAAGUUUUGCUGAUGCUCAAUUUCUGAUCACCCAAUUAUCCUGCACAAAUUAAAGCAGGUAAAAAAUUAUUUGAUAGGCUUCUACACCUUGGUCCUUGGUCUAUAAAUUAGGUUAUGUGCCAUUUUGCUUGCAUCUAUCAAAAACUUUCAGAUCUAGAAGUCUGUAGGGCAGGUGGUGGGUGGUGAUUUGAAGUUGAGUAGAUGUAAAUGGGUUGAAAUGUGCCAUGAUUGGAAUGAAGAGAGAAAAGGUCCUUACCAGGCCAAAGACAUUGGGGACAUGAGAAAGAAAGACAGAAAAAAGACAUAAAUAUAAAAUAGGUUUGAAUUAAGACCAUUUCUAUGUGGAUUUUACACAGUAUCGCCUACAUGUAGUGCCUUGAGAGCAGUGGUCAAGAAGAGUAAGUUGUGGGGUAGGGAUUCAUAACUUAGAUGGGGUAUUAUUUUGUCAUUUGUAGUCCACAUCACAUUCGUGAAUGCUUUCUCCCUGUCAUUGGCUUGGCUCAGUUCCUUCACGCCCAUAUUCUGACUCAGGCGCUAUGCAGGGGUAUGCCUAAACUAGAUUGUUUGAGAUAUUUUCCCAAACUGAAUUACUUACCUGUACUUAAGUGUGUGUGUGUGUGUGUGUGUGUGUGUGUGUGUGUGUGUGUGUGUGUGUGUGUGUGUGUGUGUGUGUGUGUGUGUGUGUGUGUGCGUGCGCACGCGCAACUGUAUGGUGGUUUGUUUUCUCCAGUGCAGGUCUGCAUGCACUGAAUGUGUGUAUAUUUGUGUGGGUGUGUAUUAACAAGUGUCUACGUACUGUAUGCAUGGAAAGGCCUUCUGCGUCACUGACCUAACCCCUUGUUUUCAUGCCAAAGUUACCCCUGACUGCCUCAUUUUAUGGCUCAGAUGGGUAAUGGAAUUAACAGCUACUCAGAGUGACAUAGAGACCUUCACUUUACUGGAAGACAUUGUACAAUACCUAGAGGCACAAUCAGGUUAAACAUAUGAGUUUUUAGGACCUUUUUUGUGUGUACCAGAGAUUCAUUUGAUUGUGUUAAUCAGUGGGUCAAAUCAUGAGUGGUGUAGUUGAUAAGUUGAAUAUUCUUUCAGAUAGAUGAUAGGCUUAUCUUAUUACUAUAAUGUCCAUUAUGUACUGUAUAUCUUACAAGGCCUUGUAAGGACAUGUUAUUGAUGUGUAUUUCAAGUUUGCCUUUUACUCAACUCUCCCCUUCCCCCCUUUAAUGAUAUUUUCAUUAUUGUACUAUUAACUUUUUAUUGUUGAUGUCUCUAAUUUUCUUAGUAUAUUUUAAUCAUUUUACUUAAUCCUGCUGUUAUGAUCAGCUUAUUUCAGUUAAAUGAUAAAUUGUAACUGUAGUAUUGUUUUGUUGAAUUAAUUGAAGGUCAAGCUUGGGGUGUAAGGCUAGAAGGUUUUGGGGGUGGGCUGCUAUAGCAGUUUAUAUCUUUUUUUGUUUUGUUUUUUGUACUGUGACAUAUUAGGAUUUCUGGAUUUUAUUUUAUUUUAUUUUUUUCAAAUAAAGCUGAUAUUAGGGUUUUCUGUUGUAAGGUAUUUAUGUGUUCUUUGAUCUAUUCAUUCAUUAAUAAUUACAACAAUCUUAUCUAUAUUUCUGGCAUUCAUUUUCUUUCCCAAAUAAAAACACUCAUAACCCGUCAAAA
Molecule: messenger RNA, 2464 nt
Organism: Siniperca chuatsi (mandarin fish)
Lineage: Eukaryota; Metazoa; Chordata; Actinopteri; Centrarchiformes; Sinipercidae
Product: rho-related GTP-binding protein RhoA-C-like
Exons: 5
Coding region: 135-716 (193 amino acids)
Biological process (GO): small GTPase-mediated signal transduction
Molecular function (GO): GTP binding; GTPase activity
Source: RefSeq, a predicted model, not a curated record